Closterium sp. Naga37s-1 is the source of this 387-nucleotide messenger RNA. The record is from the annotation of a GenBank genome assembly. Lineage: Eukaryota; Viridiplantae; Streptophyta; Zygnematophyceae; Desmidiales; Closteriaceae.
AUGAAGACUAGCCAAUUCAACAACACGCUCGUCACAAUUCUGCCCAAGUACAAGGUGACGCUUCUGGUGGGGCAGACCAAGGCGUUCGGCAAGCUAAGCAACUGGGCAUCGAUCAAAAAGAAUGCGCACACGGGAUUCCAGAUCGCCGCGUUUAACAUGCUCGGCGACCUCCACACGAAGAAAGCCAUGCAGGGUUACCCUGUGGGCAAAACGUUCAGUACGGGAGACUACAAUUACCUCCAAACGAAGCUCAAGUCCGCUGGCAAAAAAAUCAUGCUUGGGACUUCAACCAGCAAUGGGUCUAUUGUUGAUUGGACACUCUACAUGGAUGCGCAAGUGAUCAUCCACGGUGUAGACACCGUUAUCAUGCCGCCCAAGUUCAAGUAA